GUACCAACUGUUUUUCAUGAACCUUACAUAAUCAGAGGAUAUCGAAGAACAGGGAUGGCAUGGUUUUACUACCUCAUGAGUAUUUUUCAACUGCACAAUGAAACCAUGAAUAUCUGGUCACACAUUUUAGGAAUAAUACUCAUUUUAAAAAGCUGGUAUAACCUCAGUUACGAAUUUGAUUUUAUAAAUGAUUCUUAUUCUUGGCCACUAUUGGUUGGCCUAAUUUCUUCCUUUCUGCUAUUUUUUUUCAGUUCGUUUGCUCAUUGUUUUCAGUCUAAGUCAGAAUUAAUCCAUCAUAUUGUUUUCAUGUUUGACUAUGUUGGUGUUGGUUUGUAUUCCUUAAGCAGUGCUGUGAUGUUCUUAGAAUUUACAAGUACAAAUCAAUAUUUUUAUUUGAUGAUUCCAAUAUUUAAUUACCUCUCCACAUUCCUAGCCACAAUGGUCUGCAUUGGGUGUUGUAUGUCCAAAUCCAUUUAUCAAAAACCUUAUCCAUUUGCUAGAAAACUCUGGCAAAUUCUACCAAUUGCAGGGAUUUAUAUAUUGAUAAUUGCACCAGUUGUUAAUCGUCUUGUCAUUUGCUAUCUCAAUAGGAAAUGUUUACAGUCAUUAUCUACUCACAUCGAGCACAUUUUGUGGUUCCUUGCGAGUGGUUUUUUCUUUUCUAGCAACAUUCCAGAAUGCUGGUCCCAUCUUGGAGCUUGUGAUCAUUUUUUUGCAAGUCAUCAAAUGUUCCACCUCUCCAUCAUGUGCUCCAUUCUCAAACAGUUUGAAUCUGUCACCAUGGACUUUAAA
Messenger RNA from Helobdella robusta, 792 nucleotides. RefSeq lists its product as hypothetical. The annotation marks the transcript as partial. Gene Ontology annotation, cellular component: membrane. The transcript has a single exon. Gene Ontology annotation, molecular function: signaling receptor activity. The record is from RefSeq and is a predicted model, not a curated record. Lineage: Eukaryota; Metazoa; Annelida; Clitellata; Rhynchobdellida; Glossiphoniidae.